UUGAAAAAGACAGCGGAGUUUGACGACAUCCGCGUCGCCAAGCUGCGGGCGCGCUGCAGCCUGGCGCCCCCUCUGAUCCAGGUGAAGGCGGUUGGCCUCUCAGACGUCAAGAUCCCGCCGAGGGCCGCUGGCGCGGGCGGGGCGCCCAAGGGCCCGCCGACGGCUGCUGGCGAUUCGGAGGGCGCGCGCGCGGACGAGGGCCCCGAGGACGCAGUUACUGUUGUGGAGGCCAUCGAUGCUGAUACAUCAGAUGUGGGCGUUCUUUUUUCAGAUGUAGCUUCCGACAUGGACGACGCGCUAGACGAGGAUGGGCCUGAGGUUGACCUCGCGGGCGAGGGUUGCCCGCCCGAGCUUGCGCCAGAACCCGACGACGUUCCUGGCGUCGUCGACCGUGCACCUCGCGGAACCCACGCUGCAUGGAAGAACGCCUUCUUUACUCUCACCGGGAACAUGGGGUGGCCAAAUGCAAAGAUGAUCCUCCUGGGCAAAUGGGCCACUGGUCAUUUGGGCGGCAAGGGCAAAUCUAAAACGCUCACGAUUGCGCAAUUCGAUGGGCCAGAGCACCCCCCCAACCACGCGGCGCCAGAGAUGACGCACCUCGCACUGCGGGCCUGGAUG
Messenger RNA from Prorocentrum cordatum, 618 nucleotides. Lineage: Eukaryota; Dinophyceae; Prorocentrales; Prorocentraceae. The record is from the annotation of a GenBank genome assembly.